GUGUUUCCAGUCGGACCAGUUUCCUGUUGCUCCUCCAUGUGUUUCGGUGUCCCGGUGAGUCUCCGGUGAUUCUCAAGUGAUUCUCCGGUGUGUCUCGUGGACAGGUAACAUGUCGGGCGGCAGCUCUUUGUUCUGUGGUUUUCGGGUUCUGGGACUUUAUUCGAACCACGUGCCGCACGCGCUCCGUUACCACAAGAAGCACCGGGAGUUCUACGUCACCACGGCGGUCGGUAAAUGUGUCCACACGUACAACGUGAAGCGUUUGGGGAUCGUGUCUGUCAGUAACAGCCUGUCUGAUGACAUCAGCUGUGUGGCGGCGGACAGGAUGUUGGUGUUCGCCGCCGCCGGGCGACUCAUCAGUGCCUUCGCCCGCAACAAGGAGGUAGUGAUGCGUUACCAUGGACACGGACAGGAUGUGCGGCUGCUGCUUCCUCUGGGCGAUCAGCUGAUCUCGGCCGACGGGGGCGGUGAUGUCAUCGUGUGGGACGUGCAGGAAGGAGACGUGUACCUGCGGCUGAAGUUUGACCCUGCCUCCUUUGACGUGUCGGCCAUGAUGCACCCAAGCACCUACCUGAACAAGGUGCUGCUGGGCAGCUCCCAGGGUGCACUGCAGCUGUGGAACAUCAAGACUAGUAAGUUGUUGUUUACGUUUCCCGGCUGGUCAGCAGGAGUCACAGUUCUACAGCAGAGUCCCGCAGUGGACGUGGUCGGCGUUGGCACGGCGUCGGGACGCAUCAUCAUCCACAACAUCCGAUUGGACGAGACGCUGAUGAGCUUCACGCAGGACUGGGGACCAAUCAGCUCGCUCGCUUUCAGGACCGACGGUCCUCCCAUCGUGGCGUCCGGCAGUCCUCAGGGCCACAUUGCAUUCUGGGAUCUGGAGCGCCGUCAGCUAGUCACUCAGCAGAGACACGCCCACAGCACGGCCAUCGCUGCGGCAACCUUCCUGCAUGGAGAGCCGCUGAUGAUCACCAACGGAGCCGACAACGCCAUCAAGGUAUGGAUAUUUGACCAGGAGGGGGGCGGAGCCAGAUUGCUUCGGAGUCGUCAGGGUCACAGUGGCCCGCCCACCACCAUCCAUCACCAUGGAAACGAUGGGAAAAACAUCCUCAGUGCUGGUCAGGACGGGACGCUGCAGUCUUUCUCCACUGUCCACGAACGCUUCAACAGGAACCUGGGUCACGGCUCCAUCAACAAGAAGAAAGAACAGAAGAAGAAGAAGGGGCUUUCCUAUGAAGAGCUGCGCCUUCCUGCCAUCGCGGCAUUCUCCUCUGCUGCCGCCCGUCAGUCAGACUGGGACAGCCUCGUAGCGUGUCAUCGUGGUCGCCUAGCAGCCACCACCUGGAACGUGCCACGGUGCACCAUGGGAACUCACCACCUGCAGCCGCCGGGCGCUCGCAGGAACAGCAUCGCUACGGCCGUCGACAUCACUUCCUGUGGAAACUUUGCUGUGAUUGGCUCAUCGUGCGGCCGCGUCGACGUGUAUAACCUGCAGUCCGGCCAGCACCGCGGUUCCUACGGCGACCAGGACAAAGCCCACAGUGGGGCAGUGCGAGGCGUCGCCACGGAUUCCCUGAACCAGCUGACACUCACCACAGCCUCUGAUUGGCUGCUCAAGUUCUGGCGCUUCAAGAGCAGGAAACAGGAAGUGCAGCUGAAACUACAUGCUGCUCCGGCUAGCAUGAUGCUACAUAGAGACAGCGGGAUGUUAGCAUUAGCGCUGGAUGACUUCACGCUGCUGGUGGUCGACAUAGAAACCAGACGGGUCGUCAGGAAGUUUGCGGGUCACCACGGCAACAUCAACGGCAUGACAUUCAGCCCUGAUGGCCGUUGGCUGGUCACCGUGGCGAUGGAUUGUACCAUUCGUACCUGGGACCUCCCCUCCGGCUGUCUCGUCGACUGUUUCCUGGUUGCCAUGGCACCGGUGGGUGUGUCCUUGUCGCCAACCGGAGACUUCCUCGCGACGGCUCAUGUGGACAGCCUGGGCGUGUACCUCUGGACCAAUAAGAGUCUGUGUGGACCCGUGGGUCUCCGCCCCCUCCCAGCAGACCACCAACCAGCCGAGGAGACGCUGCCCGGCGUCACGGCAGACGAGCUGGGACAGGGAGAGACUUCAGAGGAGGCUGAUGAUGUGUACGAGUCAGCUGAGCAGUUGGGGGCGGAGCUUGUGACCCUGUCGCUGCUGCCAGAGUCUCGGUGGAAAAGUCUGCUGCACCUGGACGCCAUCAAGAGGAGGAAUAAACCUGUCGCGCCCCCUGCUGCUCCGGCUGCUGCUCCGUUCUUCCUGCCAACACUUCCUGGUCUCACGCCUCGUUUCACGUCACCUGAACAACAGGAUCCUCAGGAAGCUCAGUCCAAGCUGCUGGGCUGGGGUCAGCUGGCUCAGAGAUCAGAGUUCAGCUGUGAGCUGGAUGCUGCUCUUCACUCCGGAUCCUUCUCUGUCCCGCUGCGUCUUCUGAAGGGUUGUGGGCCAGCGGCGCUCUCCGUGGAGCUCACCUGUUUGUCAUCAGAGGGAGGCGGAGCCAGCAGCCUCCUGCUCGCCUUCAUCCACAUGAUUGACAGCAUGUUGAGCAGUGGGCGGGACUUUGACCUGGCUCACGCUUACCUGGCGCUUUUCCUGAAGCUCCACCUGCGCUCGCUGUCACAGGACGCUGUUGCCAUGGCGGCGCUUCUCCGCCUCUCCUCCCGGCUGGAAGCGGGAUGGGCAGAGCUACAGGCAUCAUUCGACCAAUCACUGUGUCUACUGUCAUACGCCAAGAGUGCACUGCUGUGACACACACACACACACACACACACAGUUUUGUUG
Molecule: messenger RNA, 2806 nt
Organism: Centropristis striata (black sea bass)
Lineage: Eukaryota; Metazoa; Chordata; Actinopteri; Perciformes; Serranidae
Gene: wdr36
Product: WD repeat domain 36
Exons: 22
Coding region: 110-2773 (887 amino acids)
Biological process (GO): rRNA processing
Cellular component (GO): small-subunit processome; Pwp2p-containing subcomplex of 90S preribosome
Molecular function (GO): protein binding
Source: RefSeq, a predicted model, not a curated record